Molecule: messenger RNA, 12212 nt
Organism: Mirounga angustirostris (Northern elephant seal)
Lineage: Eukaryota; Metazoa; Chordata; Mammalia; Carnivora; Phocidae
Exons: 1
Coding region: 8443-12189 (1248 amino acids)
Source: RefSeq, a predicted model, not a curated record
AGGUGACAUUUCUGCUAAGGCCCUGUCAGGUGGGAACUGUGCCAGAAGCAGAGAUGUGGGAAGAGAGCUUUGGGCGAAGUGAGCAGCACAUUCAAAGACUCUGGGGCUGGAAACAGGUAGGGUCAGCAAGAAGGCUCCAGGGAACAGGAAGGGCAGGGCAAGGCCCCGAUCCAGGUUACAGGGCCCUGGGGACUUCUUGAUGGAACCAAGAAGGGUGGGUUGAGGACCCAGGCGUGCAGUAGCCAGCCCGUGUCUGUCCCUUUCUAGCCCUUCUCAGAGCUCCCUGCUCCACCUGCAGCUCCCCUCACACAUAUACAGACCCCUCCCCCCCACACACACUAUCAGGGCAUGGAGACCAGUUCCCCUGUCCCCCCCAAAUCCUGCCAGCAUUGCCCCUGCAGCCUUGAGAGAGAUGAGCCUGCAACAAGGCCUCAGCUCCACACUUCCAAGGCACCCGCUUCAAGAUGCUGGACGGCCCAGGCUAUUUAUACUCGUCAAGGCCACUGCACAACAGCCACUAGAGGGGCAGACGCCACCGGAGAGCAAGAACAGUUUCCUCCUCAUGCUGCUCCUCUCCCACACCCUGGAUGCUAAAGGGGGCGGCUGGCAUGCCAGUGACGGGGCCCAGGGCGUGCAUCGUGGUCAUUCCUCUGUCUUGCUCAGGACCCCUUUGGCCUCCAUCCUGCCAGUUGGGAGACCCCAGCUCACCCUAAGGGGAGCAAGCUCCCUCUACUGUGAGUUCCCAGCUCUUUGCCCUGUCACAUAUGGAACCCUGGGUUUGGAGGAAGAGCUCCCUGGUAGAUUGAGUGGGGGUUUCCUUGGGACUGGAGCUGCCCAGCUGUUCUCUACCCAUAUUGCUGCCUACAGUGUCAUCUCAGGCCAAAGGAGGCCCUGCCAUGGGGAGCCUAAGGACCCUGAGGACAUGUGGAUAAAGCUUAAAAGGAGGCUCUUCUGCUCAAGCGCAGGGUUCCAAAGAUCAGGGGUCUAUGAUCUGGAGAGGUAGAGAUGGACUCUGCCUGUUUACCACUGUACCUCUGAUCCUCAAUCAGACCUAGAGGAGGUUUUGUAGGCUUGCAUGCUCAGCCAGGGACCUCUGGUCCGUGUGUGUGUGUGUGUGUUUGUGUGUGUGUAGGGGGAAUCCUUUGUGUCGCCCCUGAGGUUGGAAGAAAGAUGAGUGGAAUGUCCUAGAGUACCCCCCAAGCUGUAGUCCCCAUACUAGUUAGGAAGGGCUGUUUCCAUCUCUCCAACUUGCAGUCCUCCUGCCCUGACCUCAUCCUGGGGAUCUGAAGAGAGCUCCCCGCCUUGGGUGGGGAGUGAGGAGAAGGCCCAGAGGCCUCUCUGAAGCUGGACUGAGGCUCCUUUCCCACUGAGCCUCUGAAGUUCAUGGACCACUGGCUCGCCUGCUCAGAAGAGAGGGGGUCUGUGCUUGGGAGGGGAGCUUAGCAGUAGAGGGUUCUCAGAAAAGGGCGAUGUCAGGGGGUAUCAGCUUUUCUGUGCAACCACAAUAUCGGACUUCAGACAUAUUUCUGAGCCAGGGGCCUCCAAGGCCAGGAUUCUCCAGAGAGGGGCCCCAGUUAAGCAGGUGCUUGGGCCCCUGCAUCAUGGUACAGCUGCACCUCCUCCUCCCAGCGCUACAGCCCCCAGGCUCUGAGCUCCAUCCUCAGAGCCACCUGAGUAAUCGCAAGUCCAGCUGGAGUGUCAGGAACUAGAACUGCUUCAGGGUUUCAAAUUCUUGAAGGGGCCCCCAGGGAGAAGAGAAAAGGAGGGUUAGUUCUAGGCCCCCAGAUGGGCUGGGGGAGACAGAAGGUUUCCGAGUGGCUUCCAGGGCCAGCGAAGGCUGAGCUGCCUUUCCCCUGGGGGAGGCCUGAGUAGUAUCUCAGCCACGGUGGGUGGCCGGUGCAGCGGGAAGGUUGCUGGUGGCCAUGGUGGGCCUAGGCCUGCCACUAGGGUGGGAUGGGGUGAGCAGAGGCUUCUCUUGGGGCUUUGGGAGUCCAGUCUUCUACCAUGAGCUCUGGAGAGCAGGUACCAGCUCUCUGGCCUCAUCUCCCUCUAUCGCGGCCCAGUGGGGCUGGGGGCAAGCAGGUGCCAGUAAAGGUUGGAGGGAGGCCAGGAUGGGAGCUGGGGCCAAGGAAGCUGCAGAUGACUCACAGCCUCCUGACUGCCCAUUGGUGUCACUGUUGUCUGGCACCUGGAGAGCAGGCAUGGGGCCGACCGACCUGCUUUGAUGGGGGGCCAUGGGUCUGGUCUGAGAUCCUCCUUAUGCCUCAAUCCCAGCCUUUCAGAGAAUUUUCCCAGGGAUCCCAAGGCCCUCUGGGGUCACACCUGAGAGCUCCAGAUAUUGACCCGUUCCAAACCUUGGGAUCUUCUGGGACACUGGCCUCACCAGUCACUCCCUCCGUGCAGCCCAUGAGGCCACAGGUCCACCAGUGGUGCUACUUCAUUUGCCUAUAGGAGAGAGCAGGACCCCAGUGCCAGGGUCGGGAGGGGGGGCAUGGUGCUGCUGGGAGUGUCUGAGGCUCAGAGAGGCCCAGGCUGCAUCCCACAAUUACUGCCUCUGCCUGGGGAGAAGCAGCCCCAGGAAUCGGUAGCUGAGCACGGAGCCCCAUCUACCUGGCCCUGAUGAAGAACACCUUUUAUUCCAUGCUGGGACUGGAGAACUCCCCUCUGUGAAGACCCAGGAUCUGAGCAUCUCUUCACUCAGAGCCUCUGCUCUGGCCCUGUGAGGGUCCAACCAGCCCAGAGGUGGAGCUACACCAGCCCAGAGGAGUGGGGAUGACUCGGUGAAGGGCCCUCAGUAUUCCCCAUCUGGUACAGAGGGGCCGGCUGAGCCGCGUUCUCUCCUGCCAUUCUUUUGAGGUUUGUUCCAGACAGAGUUUUUAACCCAACGAGUGAGAUGCCAGAAGAGCCUGGGCAGCUGUGACAUUCACAUCUGGCUGCGGUAGCUUCCUGAGUGGGCUGGGUUCUUCAGGCUUAAGGAUGGUGACCUGGAGCCAUGGCCUUCAUGCUUGGUCCUCCCCUGGUGGGAGUCCUUGGCCCAAAGCUUGGCAGGAGAUGCCCAGCAGUUGGCAGGGCUUGCCUGACCCCGCUCAGUCCAGAGGUGUGACACCUGGAUCCCAGCCAUCUCACUCUGAUAUCCUUAGAAAUGACUGUUUCUCCUGAACGCCCCAGCCCCAUCAGUCCAUCCCAGAUAGGAACUCACAGCUCCAGGCUCUAUAAGGGAGGGUGGCUCUGCUCCUGAGCCUCCCCACAGCCUCUGCAUCUUGUUCUCUAUCCCUCCAAUGCCCUGAGCAUCUUUCUGUCCCUGGUUCCAGGAUAUUCAGGCUAGGCCUAGCAGGGACGGUCACAGUGCCCUUUAGAGGGAGACACCCAGAUCACACUCUUCUUGCAGGAUGAGAAUCCCAAGAUCAUUCUGGGAUUGUGCCCUACCAUUGCUACUCAUUCCCCUACAACUUCUACUCCACCCAUCUGGCAGCCUUGACCUUAUCAGGGAAACAGGGGCACUUACGGCCCUGACAACCUGCCCUUGCUGGGCCUGUGACAGGAGGCCCUGGUUGUCCCUGUUGCUCAGCGGAAGCUCAGAUGCGAGGCCCGUGGUGGUUCCUAUUUUGAACUCAGGUGGUAGGAGCUGAGGGAAGUUGCUGCAUCCUUGGGGCUCAGCAAGGGCAGAGGCAGAGGGAGCUCAUGAGGCUCCCGAUGCCCGGGGCAUCCUUGCCUUCUCUCCUCCGUUCCCUCUCAUGUUGGUUUAGCCACCUGCAUGCCCACUUGUGGUCAGUCUUGGCCUGGGCACUUGGGAUCUGGGAACAUAUCAGGAAAGGCAGGGGACUCAGAGCAGGAUCCCAGGAUCGUCAGUCAGCUGGGAGCCAGUGCUCUCUUCCCCAUGUCACAAGCCUCACCUGUGCAGCCCGGACCAUAGAGACUUAGAGGCUCUCAAGAAGCCAGCUCCUCUCCUGGACUCCACGGUGGUACCAGCUUCAGCCAGGCAUCAGUCCUGCUGGCGUGUUCCUCCCAGCUGGGGGGCCACCUCUUCGAAGGGGAAAAAGAAUCCUUUGGGCAGCCCCAGUCACCCUUCCCACAUGGCCCCUUGCCCACGGGCUCUGACCCAGCCACCUGUUCUUAAAGUUGCCCCCACCCUCCACGGGGCCUGGGUUCUUCAAGGACCCCAAGGGAGGGCAGAUCUCAGCUCCUCUCUGCAGAUGUGGUCGGAGGUCUCUUCCCAAUAGUCGUGGAAUGAUGUGUGCUUCCAGAAGCACUUCCUUUGUCCCCACCUAGAUUGGCUCCCAGCUGGGGGUGCUGCUGGCCUCAGCCCCGGGCCGUCAGGGCGCCUGUGCCCUCGCCCUCCCUCCGGGCUGGUGCGGCUGGCCAUCUUUCACGCAGAGUUACGUAAGCUUGAGUCAAUUGGAGCUCAGAGCAGUUCAUUGUGGGCUAUUUUUAAGCUGUAACACGUCUCAGCAGAGGGGUCACUGCACCACGGCUUGCAGGGAAGGUUGUUUAAACAUCUGUUAUUUAAAUUUCCUAUGCCUUAGAGCUCAAAAGCCACAUCCUCCUGGCACUCCUGGAUCUGCAUUCCACAUUCCAGAUUAGGAGUAGAUUAUCACCCCUCAUCCCACCAAGGGCUCCCCUGGGGCCGGAGUUCUCUGCACCCUGGCUGUCUUCCUUCCAGGUCAGGCAGGGAGACCAGGCAGGAGGAGGGCCCCGCUGCCUCUCUGGAAUGAGUGCACCCUGGCCAGGACAGGCUUCAGAGAAGCAGGAUGUUAGUGCUCAGAGGUCACUUGGAUAGCCCCAGGGAGGAGGGUCAGGAGAGGGAAACACAGAGCACUACCGAACAGUCUGUGGAGCCAGGAGACCAAGGGUGCUUCCUUCCUCCCUGGGGGCCUCGGUUUCCCGUUAGUACCCGGAGCAGGUUGGAGCACAACAUCCUUUUAGGUCUUUUCAGAAGCCUGCCUUUACCUGGGCUGUGCUUCUACCCAGAAGGCCCUCCCUUCACAGAUCUAAAUGCUACCCAUCUGCACCCUCAGGGUCUGGGGCAGGAGGGCUGGUGUAUGAGCUCCUGGACGGUGGGCAUAAACUUCUGGGGAAACAGGCCUUGCUUUUCACUCCACUACCAAGUGGUUGCCUCCGCUGGGAGCCCUUUAUGGCAACUUUUGAUCCUAGAAUUUUGGAGAUAUCCAGAGUCUUCCCAGGGCACAGGGAGGGGAAGACAGGUAGACUGGAAGAGUGCAGGGCCAAGGAUUUGACAGAGCUGUUUCCUGAGAACACAAAGAAGCCAAAAAUACAGGUGCAUUGGAGAAUCAGGUCUGGGAGACUUGGCUAGUCCUGGAACCUUCCCUUUCCCCUCAAUGCCCUUCCUGCCCACCACCCUCAAGACAUCCUAGGUCGGAGGGUUCUAGCCUGAUCCACAAGGAAGAAUGGUUUCUCAGAGUACCCUGACUCCAUCUCCUGAAGCCUGACCCUCUCCACAAGGGUCAGGGCCUUUCCCCAAGGCCUGAUCAGAGAGGGCCAGGUGAGGUGUGAGAGGAGGUGAUGUCAGGACCUGCCCUCACAGAGGAGACUCCUUAUGGCCUUGUCUUCAGACUGGGCUUCUUCCAGUUCUUCUGGGCACGCCCCCCUAUCCCGGAGAGCCCUCAGCCUGGGGAAUGGGCUCAGCCUCGGGGAGGGGCUCUCCAGUUUGCCAUGGCAACAUGUUGGCCCUCCUCACUUUCCAGAAUCAGAAAUAGAAUUGGUUGCCCUUCUUCGUGGUGAGAGACUGUUUAAAAACAUGUAGGGGGGAGGGGUACAGUGGCAAUGUCCCUGCCCGAACCCUGGGGGCUCAGCAGAAGGGGGCUAGCCUGGGAGCCUCUCUGGCUGCCCUGCUGCCCCUCCCCUUACCUGGAUGAAAUGCAGUGGGCUUUCGCUGGGCAAGAAUUCUGAGUACAAAGGACUCAGCCUGGUUCAGGAAGGUGUGUAGCUGGCCCCUAUUCAGCGAUGCCAGGCUCCCAGGAGGGCACUGGCUUAGAGGUGCCAACAGGGAAAAGGCCCCUCCCAGUCUUGAGCCACCUGCUAAGCUAUUGGGAGGAGGAGAAGGUUUCAUGUGGGACACAGCUUAGGUGGGGGCUUGGGGCUGCAGCACCCAGGGGGAGGCGUGUUGGCUCCCUUCCAGCAGGGUCCAUGCCUGCCAGCCCUGGGCAUGGGAUCCAGUGGUGGUACCUAAAUUUCUGAAGUGUGGAUCCAGAGCCUGGUGGCCUGGCUUCAAAUUCUGGCUCUACUGCUCAUUUCGCUGAGAUCUCAGUGAGUUCUCUCUCUUCUCUGUGCCUUGAUUUCCUCAUUUGUUAAAUAGGGAUGAGAAUGCCCAGCUCAUCCAAUCACUAAGAGGCUGGGUUACAAGCCCUCAGCACUGCCCGGCCCGCAGGAAGAACCCAAUCAGCGCCCGUCAUUGUUCUUAUAAGGGGUGUUUGCUUCCCAGGGGGGAAGAGCCUUCUCCUCUCUCAGGACUGCUUUCUCUGGGCCUGCCUUCAUGGGCCAUACCCUUCAGUUGGCUCUGCCCCCCUCCCUUCCUGAGGAUACCUCAGGAAGAUAUCUCAGGUCAGUUGGUCACAAAGCUCCCAGCCCUGGAAAGGAGGAUUCUGCCCCACUUCUGUAGGAGAUGGGGAUGGCUGAGUGGUCGGACAGGCAGGGGGCUCUCAGGGCCUCCCUCCCUGCCUCCCCAGCUCCCCCCGCCCCGCACCUGCGCUAGAGGCUGCCACGAGCAUCUCUGUUGUGCGGGAAGAAAUCAGUUUGCUCGGGGCCAGAGAUUAAUGAAGUUGAUAGUGUUCAGCGAGUGUGUGCAUAUGUGCAUAUACGGAAGCAGGCCACUCGGACCCUUCGGCUCUGCCACCUUCCUGGGCCGUAGUGGGGGAUGAGCAGUAGCGUUGGAGACAUCUAUUCCCACGCCGAACUGAAGGCAGCAUCUGGGGGAGGGGGAGGAGGCCCCGGGGGGCCUGAAUGGGGCUGAGUCAGGCUUUGCCCAGUGCCUGUCAGGAAGAUGCAGAUGCUGCACAGUGCCCGUCCUGGUCCCCGGUCACGUCGUUUCACACCCCACGGCCAACUGUAAGCACUAUUUUUAACCUUUGUGAAAACACGGCUUCAGAGGACAAGCCGAUAGCUGCAUUCUCCACAGACCUGUUUCCUGGGCAGAAAGACUGAGGCCUGAAAGGACACAGGCCUGGGGACCAGAAGGAAGAGGCUCAGAGCUCACAGCUGGGAGGAGGGAGGAGGGCUGACCCCGUCCCAGGUCAGAACCUCCAGAGUAGGCCUGUGGUAAUGGGUGGGUCCCCAAACUGCUGCCCAGGCCUGUCUUCUAUGGCUGUAGGGCACAUCUAGGCCUGGGCUGGUGGUCCAGACAGGUCCCACCCCUCUCUGUCCUAUGUUUGCCCAUCUGAGAAAGGGAGGGUGGGAGUGUCCACCCAGUCUAAUAGCUUACAUUUCCUAUGUGCCCACUCUAGGUCCAGUCCUGUGUCCAGCUUGCCCUCACUACAUACACAGCUCUGCCCACUGUGUGCCCAGUCCGGCACCAACCAUAUCCGCACCCCAUAGCCUAGCCCUGUGCUCACUGUGUCCUUACUGUGCCCCAUCUGUAUGUAAUUGCCACUUGGCUGGCCCUGUGUCCACUGUGGCCUAGCCCUAUGCUGAGUGCUCUGCCCCCCUCCUGGCCAAGUUGACACAAUGUGACAAGAGCUAGAACAUUCUGACUUGAGGAUUCUGAGCAAAGGCCCCACCCCCACCCCUGUCGCCCCCAUACCCACUUCUGUGGGAUACUGGUUCUAGGCUUCAAGGACAUGUGGCUCUGGGGAGGGGGCUCUAUGAGGCACAGGCAGAGGAGAACCAUCUGGAGCAGAAAGACUGCCAAGGAGCUGCUGUCCUGGAGCAGGGGCCAGGGAAUACGGGGGAGAGGAGCCCGGGCCUGAGCUGGGCCCCUCACCCUCUUCUGUGUCCCAGGACUCAGUGGUAAAGGGGCUUUGAUCCCCAAAGGGCCUUGUGUCACAUACUUGGAACUCAUCCCUGGGUCAGGGCUAACGUCUCAAGUUGCCCCACGGAAAGAGAGGAGAAAGAACCAAGUCUGGCAUCUGAGGUAGACCAGGAAUGCUGGUCUCCCCUGCCUACCUUUCUCCUUUGGCCUUACACCGCCACUCCCAGCCCCUGCCACAAGGGCACCACGCUCACCCUACUGCUGGCUUGGGUAGAGAGUAGUUAGUCACCUGGCUGGUAAGGGGAGAGGGGGCUGGCCUAGGGUUGGCAGACUUCACCAGGGUCCCUGGGCCUUUCUGUCUCCCAAGGUUCCCUGGGCAGGCCCCGUUCCUCAGGGGGGUGGGGCCUCUGGUUUCCCACACUCUGUCACCUCCCCCCCACCCAGGUCACUAGGGGCUGUGAUGUGUGGGGUUGCCAUGGCAAUGAAGUGGGGGCAGGGCACCUAGGGCAUGGAGCAGGACUAUGGAAGUCACCAAGAAGGUGGGGGACCCUGAUCCACCGGGCCCCCAAGGCCACCCCUCGGCCAGCAGCCAGCAGCCGGGGGGUGGCCUCAGAGGGUCCCAGGGACCAUGGAUAAACUCGGGAUCUGUAUACUUCGCGCAGGGUUUGUCAUUGUCCACUGAGGCCAUCACUGAUAGGACCUGUGGCCCUGCCUCCCAGGCCCAUGCCCCUGAGCCCGUUCACCAGCUACACCAGGAUCCUGCUGAGGUUGGCUCCCAGUGUGUCUGCGAGCAGGCCUCCCAAGAUGCCCCGAGACUCCCCUCUACUAGCCCGUUUCCGAGCUCCAUCGUGGGAACCCCAGCGCAUCCCAGCGUGGAGAACAGGACCCUGGCCCUACCCGUGUGCACACACAGCGACGGCACCAGUGAUUCGAUCCAGCAUGGAUUCUGCCGCUCCCGGGCUCAGGUGCAGGUUGCAGGGCAGGACAAGGUUCCAGCUAAAGUCCUGGUGGGCUGGGGCAAAGGCCCCUGCAGCCCUGACCAGGUAGCCCCCUUGGGCAGCAGGAAGAGCCGGAGGCUAUCCUAUUUCCUUUCGGGGGACGAGGGCUCAGCCACAGCCCAAGGUCCUCUCCCGGCUCCAGCCCAAGGUCAGGACCAGGGCAAGUGCCCGUGUGCGGCCCAGGCUCCUCCAACUCCAACUCAGGCAGAUGCCCCAGCCGUGGCUCCAACUCCAAAGCCGGCAGCAGUUGAAACUGACACCUACAACUCUGACCACUCGACAGACACCGCUACCAUGACCAGUGGCCUGUCCCAAGACCCCCUGCUCAGGAAGAGUAGCAACCAACGGCCAGUCCUCUUGGAGUCUUCCAAAGUGGUCUCGUCCUGCCAGGACAAAGUGGAUUUGGGUUUUCAGAAGGAGCCUCCCACCCCAGCGCCUUCUCCAAAUGAGUCCUCAGACCAUGUCCAGGAGCUCGAGGUUGCCAAAAUGCAGGUGUUAUCCAACCUGCCCGAGAACCCAGCGGAGAAGCCGCCGGUCUGUACCUCUGGGCCAGGCAGCCCAACACCAGGCUCAGGGCCUCUGGGUAGCCCCAAGUCCCAGAGGAAUAACGAGGGGAGUUGCAGCUCUCGGCCAGACCAGCAGCCUCUCAACGUUUGCAACAAUACCUGCUCCAGUGGGCCACGGUCUGCCUACCAAGUGUCUUGCCACAAGCAGUCACCAGUCCAGUCUCCCAGGGAAGCCAUCCAGAUCCCCCCCUCCACUGCCCCUACCUGCCAGCUCCGGGAUGCUAUGGAAGACCGUGUGCUGGUGUUCGAUAUGGCCACGGGGAACACCAGGAUGGGGCUGCUGUGCCAUGACCCCAUGGGUCCACGGGCAGUGCUGCUGGGUGUCAUGCCCAGCCACCCAUCCAUCUAUGUCCCCGAAAAUGUGUUGUCCGCUCCACCGUUAGCCAUGCCCAUCCUUUCCCCUGACAACAAUCGCUCCAACUUCUGGUCUACCUCGCCCAUGCUGUCCAGCCCUGUGCCCUCCAGCCUCUCAUCUGGAAGCUACCGAGAGGUGGCCCUGGUUCCCAAGGAGGGCAGGCUCAACUUGGAGUCACAGAACUCCCCUGGUGCCGAGACCCCCAUCAGAGUGUUCACUAGGCCCGUUCCACUGGGGAUGCCCCUCCAGUUUGGGGAGGGGAGAUUGAGCCAUGGCCAUGGUCCGGGCUGCUCCAAACCUGAUGCUGAAAAAAAUGAACUUGGCCGUACCAUCCGGACGCUGGACACCUCCCGGAUGCAAGACGCCUCCACAGUCCAGCCCAAGAAACUGCAGUGGGUGAACUCAGAGCAGACCCCAGAGCCUGUCCCACAAGCCCCAACCCAGGAGGGGCCCAAAUCCCUGCUUCAGGAGGAUAUAGGCAACCACAACCAGAAAGAAGUCCUUACUGCUCACCCUGACAGCCUUUGGGCUGAGGGUGCUGGGCAGGUCUCCCUCGGUGGUCGGCCGCCUCUAGCCAAGCAGCAUCCCCUUUCUGGACAGCCCCCUCCAACUGGUCAGCCUCCCUCUGCUGAGCAGUGCCCCCUCACCAGGCCGACCCACCUUUCUGGACAGCCACUCCUAGCUGAGCCGCCCCCCUUCACCAGGCAGCUCCCCCUUCCUGGUCAGCUCCUUCUCACUGGAACCCCUCUUGCCAGGCAGCUUUCUCUCACUGGGCAGCCUCCCUUUUCUCAAGAACCCCCCAUUUCCAAAGAGCCCAUCGUCUCAGGAGGGCCCCCCAUCACCAGGGAACCUGGCCAGGCCUCCACCUUGUGCCAGGAAGGGGAGCACUUGAGCUUCCCGGCCCAUGUGGGGGUACUUCAGGUGCCCCUGGCCCCUGAGGACGUGUGUGUCUACAUGAACAGAGAAAAGGUCGGCGUCGGUGCCCCUGAUCCGAUGUCCACACAUCAGCUCUCCUCCUGGCAACCUGGCGGCUCCCCGGGCACCCAGGAGGAGCAGUUUUCCCUGGUCACCUUCUCCACACCUGGCCCCGGCUGCAAGGUCUUGCCCGUGGCCAUGGUGGGCACGGAGCCCCAGGGUCCCCGGUUCAAGCUGACACCUGAGGACAUGGCACACUCAUCGGUGGUUGCACACCUCGGCCUGCCCCGCGGGGCCUGCUACGAGCUGGUGCCCAGCACAGAUGCUCUGCCGGCGCAGUCCCUCGUGCUCUGCCGCCCCUCGCGGGGCCCCUACCGGGACAUGGCGGCGGUGGUGAUCGACACGGGCACAGGCUUCACCAAAUGUGGCCUGGCCGGGGAGGACCACGUCCUCAGCGUGGUGCCCUCCCGUGUGCAGCUGCUACAGUGCCCGGCCCAGGCCGAGCCCCGGGACGCGGUGCCUGAGAACCAGGAGGCCUCCUAUUCGGUGCUGAACCGCGGAGUGGUCUCCGACUGGGACGCCCUGGAGGGGCUGUGGCAGCACCUGUUUUACUGCAGGCUGGGCGUGCGGCCGGAGGAGCUGGCUGUGCUGGUGGCCGACUCGCCCAUCUCACCGCGCACCAACCGGGAGAAGGUGGCCGAGAUACUCUUCGAGCGUUUCCACGUGCCUGCCAUGCAGACGGCGCAUCAGGCCCUGCUGGCGCUCUACGCUUACGGGCGCACCACUGGGCUGGUGCUGGGCAGUGGCCACGGCACCUCCUACGUGGCACCUAUCCUCACUGGGGAUCUGGCCCCGCUGGACACCUACCGGCUGGAUGUGGCUGGUGCCGACCUCACUGAGUACCUGGCUCAGCUGUUGCUGGCAGGGGGCCACUCGCCGCCCAAGGUAGGGCUGGUCAACCAGAUCAAGGAGGCCUGCUGCUACGUGGCCAUGAACAUGACGGCUGAGAUGGCCCGCACCCAGCCCCAGGCCCGGGUGGACUUCGUGCUUCCAGACAAGCAGGUCAUCACACUGGGCUCUGAGCGUUUCUGCUGCCCUGAGGCCCUCUUCCAGCCCAGUCUGCUAGGCCUCAACCAGCCUGGCCUCCCGCAACUGGCCCUCUUGAGCAUCAGCCGGCUGGAGGCCAAGCAGCAGGAGGAGCUGCUGGCCAAUGUGGUGCUGGACGGCGGCGGCACCCUGAUGAAUGGCUUUCCCGAGCGCCUGAGGCAGGAGCUGGGCCCCCGAGCCACUGUGCUGGGCUCGCCCCACCGUGCUGUCGCUGCUUGGCUUGGAGGCUCCAUCAUGGCGUCCCGGGACUCCUUCCAGAGCCUGUGGCUCAGCCGCCGUGAGUACGAGGAGGAAGGCCCUUGGGCCAUCUACAAGUACCAUCUGUGAGCACAUAAAAGUUCUGGUUCUGC